Messenger RNA from Rhagoletis zephyria (snowberry fruit fly), 1089 nucleotides. The record is from RefSeq and is a predicted model, not a curated record. NCBI's taxonomy places the organism in Eukaryota, Metazoa, Arthropoda, Insecta, Diptera, Tephritidae.
AUGAUCGGCGACCACGAGUACGAGAGGUCCCUGUACCUGGAGGACUACCACGACCAUCACCACCACCGCCAUCGCCGAGGGUACCUUCGCGACUCGGACGAGGACACUGAGGACGCCUCGGAAACAGAGUCGAUGCGGCCGGGCGAUGAGGAGAGGGUCGCCUCGCGCUACCGCCCGGCGGACGAGAUGAAGGAGCAGUGCUUUCGCAGCCGCCUCGCCGAGCUCCACCAGCAGCUGGCCCAGCUGGAGGCGGGCACCCACCCUGCCUGGGUGAAGGGCUGCGAACGGCUGCAGAAGGACUACGAGGAGCAGAAAUUUGCCCUCAACGUCAGCUUCGAGCUGCAGAUGAAGCAGAUCAACAAGGAGUUCGAGACGGAGAAGGCCGCCGCCAUCAGCGAGUUCGAGGAGCGCCGCGCCGAGAUCAAGGAGUCGCUGCAGUCGGAGCUGGACGAACAGCGACGGCGCUUUCUGGAAGCGGACAGCAACGAUCUAAUGCUGGACGCGGUGGAGCCGAAACCGGUCAUCAGACGGCAGCUCCGCCGACGGCCCAACGACCCGGCGCCGAUGCCCACCGACCGCCGGCGACGGCCCUCGCCGGCGCACAUCAACUACCUGCUCGAUGAUGAGCAGAUCGCCGACGACCUGAAGCUGAUGGACAAGAUACUGAAGGAGGCAAAGUCGGCCGCCCGAGAGGAGAGUCGGAAGAUCAAAAUUAAAAGCGAACACCGCGAGGAGACGCGCAAGAUCAAGGGCGACCACCACCGAGGAGGAGAGCACCACUCGCACAAGGGCGGCGGCGGCGGUGGCGGACACCUCUCCGCGGAUAAGGUCAAACAGGAGCACUGCGUCUUUGAGGCGCGCAUUGAGGAUGGCAAGCUCUUCUACAACAAAAAAUGGUACCACCGAGGACAGAACAUCAUGCUGGAGGCGACGGCCGAUGGCGCCAAGUACCCGGGCAUCAUCCACCAGAUCGGCAACUCGGACCUCACCAUUCGCAAGACCUCGGAGACGACGCUGAAGCAGUCGAACACUAAGGUGACGGUUAAUGAUCUGAAGAUAAACAAGUACAGCAUUCACCGACGAUCUUGA